Messenger RNA from Aplysia californica (California sea hare), 549 nucleotides. RefSeq lists its product as uncharacterized. NCBI's taxonomy places the organism in Eukaryota, Metazoa, Mollusca, Gastropoda, Aplysiida, Aplysiidae. Bases 1 to 513 code for a protein of 170 amino acids. The record is from RefSeq and is a predicted model, not a curated record. The transcript is spliced from 2 exons.
AUGUAUGGCCUGGCUAGUCCGGCAAAGGAGGUUAGUCCUCCACCAAGCCUGGGCCAAGACGGCGCGAAGACCACCACCACCUCGAUCACCGUCUCGACCACCACCUCGAUCACCACCACCACCUCGCCCAUCACUAGCGCCAGAGACGACCGGGGUAGCGGUGAGCCCAGGAGCGAAGCGGGAGGCGAUGGCGAAGACGAGGAGGAUGAGGAGGACGAGAAGGGCAUGCCUAAUGCCGUCCGUAUGCCCGAACCCUCAAAGAUUUGCAGAACAUCCAUCCAGGAACAAGUUAAAGAGCGCCACACUCGGGCAAUGGAGGACAUAGCUCGCAGCCAGGAGCCCGGGGAGAUUUUGGCCCACUUGCUGACCAGCGGCUACUUCAACGUGUGCUACUGGGACCACGCCCGGACCACCGUGGACAAUCUGAAUAUGAAGAACGGUAGGAAGAAAGGAGUGGAGAGACUCUAUUCACUACUGUGCAAGCGUAUCCCCAACAUGAUUGAACUACCGUAACUACAGCACAGUGUACCGCCUUUUGCAUAGGAAGAA